Vespa mandarinia (Asian giant hornet) is the source of this 2490-nucleotide messenger RNA. RefSeq names its product NAD kinase. The record is from RefSeq and is a predicted model, not a curated record. Lineage: Eukaryota; Metazoa; Arthropoda; Insecta; Hymenoptera; Vespidae. Gene Ontology annotation, molecular function: NAD+ kinase activity. Gene Ontology annotation, biological process: NAD+ metabolic process; NADP+ biosynthetic process.
CACGCCAACGUUUUCUCUAUCAUAUAAGAACGAAACGGCUUUAGGUUAUCGCUGAGGUUCUUCUCUUAUCGUUACAAAAUUUUUCUUUCCUUUCCCCUUCCGGACAAUAAACACUCGUCUGAGGAAACAUGAAAACGCGCGACGUUUGGGGACCUUGUCAGUAGAACGGUGCGCGGUAUAUAGCGAUGCUCUGGAGUAGAAGUAUUCUUUACAGGAUUGCCCUAAGAACGAGAAGGACACUUUUCAAAUCUUCUCUCAGAUCUGAACAAUGGAAGAAGGAAGAAGGUUUUGGAAGAGGCUCGAUGCUUCGUUACUUUCAAGGAUAUCAAUGAGGCGAGUGUUGGAUUAAAAUCAAACGGUGACGUAAAUGGAUGAUGGAAAUGGUGAAGGAAAAGCCACGAAGACGUAGCGUGAGCGAACUGCUCGAUUGGAGAUCCAUUACAGGAUUGAAAGGUGGUGCUGCUAAUUCCGAGAACAAUGAUACGGAUGGAAUGUUUUUUGAGGACUAUGAUAAAAGUCCGGAAACCAGACGAAGAAAACGUUCUGGCACUUGGCCGAGAACGAGAAGCUUAAACGCACCAAGUCCAAUACAACAAUUUGGACCAUGUGGGCGUAUAAUGAAAAACUCGGCCAUGGUCAUGACUAUCCAGGAUCCAGCUUCGCAGAGGUUGACUUGGUACAAACCUCCGCUCACUGUCCUCGUAAUAAAAAAGGUCCGUGAUUCGUCGGUACUACCACCGUUUGUUCAGUUGGUAACAUGGUUGAUAGAAGAAAAACGUAUGGUCGUAUUUGUGGAAGCAACUGUACUUGAGGAUUCGGCUUUGGCUCGAGAUCUAAGAUUUCAAGGGGUUCGAGAUAGAUUACAAACCUUCCGUGAUGGAACCGAUGAUCUACAGGAUAGAAUCGAUUUUAUAAUAUGUUUGGGCGGUGAUGGCACGCUACUUUAUGCCAGUCUUCUCUUCCAACAAUCUGUGCCACCUGUAAUGGCAUUUCAUCUCGGUUCCUUGGGUUUUCUUACACCCUUUGAGUUCGACAAUUUUCAAGAACAAGUUACGAACGUACUUGAAGGUCAUGCGGCCUUGACCCUCCGGAGCCGUUUAAGAUGUAUUAUUAUGCGAAAAGGUGAGGAAGGUCAGCCAGCGAAAUCACCGACGAAUUUGUUGGUGUUGAACGAAGUUGUCGUAGAUCGAGGACCUUCACCGUAUCUUUCAAACAUCGACCUAUUCAUUGAUGGCAAACAUGUAACUAGCGUUCAGGGUGAUGGCCUGAUCGUUAGUACACCAACCGGAUCUACGGCUUACGCGGUAGCUGCAGGAGCUAGUAUGAUCCAUCCUUCGGUACCUGCGAUCAUGAUUACACCAAUCUGUCCUCAUUCGUUAUCAUUCAGACCAAUUGUUGUACCAGCUGGUGUCGAACUAAAGAUAUCCGUCUCACCAGACAGCAGAAAUACUUCGUGGGUCUCGUUUGACGGUAGAAAUAGACAAGAGCUCUUUCAUGGUGACAGUUUACGAGUCACUACAUCUAUAUAUCCUGUACCUAGUAUUUGCGCAGCCGAUCAAAUAACGGAUUGGUUCGAUUCUCUCGCUGAGUGUUUACACUGGAACGUUAGGAAGAGGCAAAAGCACUUGGACGAAUUGAGUGACUUGACUCAUUCAUCUAGCAAUGAUACCCUUGACUCUUUGGAUCGCGAUAGUUAGGCAAAAAUAUGUAUUUUAAAGGUAAAACAAAAUCAGCACAAUUGAUAAUAUCAAACGAGUCCAAAAGAAUUUGUGCGAGUGCCUCAAAAGUGAUAAAAACAUGGAAGUUAAUCUAUAUACUGGAUAACGGAUUUUGUUCUAUAUCAUCGUGAGAAAUCAUUAGAACUUCUUAUACCAGUUGAAAUCUAUUAUUAAUAGAUAUUUUAUUAUCAAGGAUAAAACGUACGUACGUUGGAAGAUAGAAAUCAUAGUUUUUGUUUGGCUAUUCUCUCUUUUUUUUUGUUUUUAUCCUAGACUGACUAUGUAUAUCUAAGAGUGAAGUGUUUCUGUUUUCAAACGUUAUAUUAACGUCGCUUUAUAAAUCAAUGACGAUAAACCAGAAACCGUUAUUCGAAUUUUAUAUUAUAUCUAAAAUGACUGAAAUAAACGAAGCUGGAUUGCACACAUCAUAUGAUAUUACUAAUGCACAAAUGAAGAUGACACUCAACAGUUGUACUAAUUCCAAUUACGUUUAAACAUCAAUGUUUAUUGCGAAGUUACCAAAAUAAUUGGGAAUAUGAUGAGAAUCAUUGGAAUUUGAUUAAAAAGAAAAAUUGAAUAUGAUUGAAGAAUAAUUCUAACUAUGUAAUUUCAUUGAUUACGUACACUUAAGAUGAUCAUGUUCUUUGGAUUGUUUAUAAUUAAAGAUAAUCUUCGUUAAACAAAGUGAAUGAUAGAAUUAUAUUUAGUGUCAUCUAGUGUGGAAAAUCUUCAAUUAAAGUUGUUGUUCUUUGAGAGUUAGUUUGGUAAUCGA